Labrus mixtus (cuckoo wrasse) is the source of this 2386-nucleotide messenger RNA. Its product is annotated as BTB/POZ domain-containing protein kctd15-like. The coding region runs from base 922 to 1734 and encodes 270 amino acids. The transcript is spliced from 5 exons. Lineage: Eukaryota; Metazoa; Chordata; Actinopteri; Labriformes; Labridae. Gene Ontology annotation, molecular function: protein binding. The record is from RefSeq and is a predicted model, not a curated record. Gene Ontology annotation, biological process: protein homooligomerization.
UGAUGAAGGAUUGAUUUAGAGGAGACUGUGUGUGUGUGUGUGUGUGUGUGUGUGUGUGUGUGUGUGUGUGUGUGUGUGUGUGUGUGUGUGUGUGUGUGUGUGUGUGUGUGUGUGUGUGUGUGUGUGUGUGUGUGUGUGUGUGUUUGAGGAUGAAGGUGACAGUCAGCAGCACUCUCUGUGUAAAGGCGCGGGACUCAAAAUGGUUCCUGCAGGAGGACCGGACUUCUCCUGAAUGUCUCUCCUUUCGUCUCUCUGAGCAGCAGCAGACAGAACAGAAGGACACAUUAUGCAGACAGAUGAGCAGAAUAAACCGGAUCUGUGCGCGCAGCCUCGCGGCGCACAUCUCCAUCUAGCAGCGCGCGAUAAUUGAAAUGGCGCAUUGUGCCUGCGGCUGCAGGAGCGGCAGAAUGCAUGACGAUAGACGUCAUUUGGCUCCAGAGCCGGAGGGAUGUUUGAUGUUAAAAUACAGGAGCAGACCGGGAGGAGGAGGGGGGGAGCGCAGUGCGGACAGGAGGACACACUGAAGACUCUGCUGAGGACACAGAAUAAUGCUCACGCCGCUGAUGGAUGUUUGAUUCUCCGGAUAAAUCAUCGCUCAGCUCCCUGGCGGAGGAGCUCUGCAGGCGGGGCAACGAGUAACGAGUCCGGGCGGGAGAAGAGAAGAGAACAAACCGGCCGCGUUAUUGCAUCCUAAUCCUGCCCCCCGGGGGUCUGAAGGGCCCCGGGCCAGACUUCCCUUUCAGCCCUCCUCUUUAUUCUUUCAGAGGAGACACGGACGGGCCUGAUUCGCUAUUACUACACACACACUCACACACUUACUCGUCGGAGGAGACCCAGGCAGCCUGACGCGGACGUGUGCUGAAGAAGAGCCGGUAUCAUCGCACUAAAUCCUCGGGACGCAGCAGACAGACGCCGGUCUCCAUGUCCUCUGUGUCGGUCUCCUCUCAGGAGGGGCGGAGCAUGUCCAGGAUGUCUCUGAGCCGUUCACCUGUGUCCCCCAUGACCGCUCAGGGAAUCCCAUCCCCUGCUCAGCUCACCAAAUCCAACGCCCCAGUCCACAUCGACGUGGGGGGGCACAUGUACACCAGCAGCCUGGCGACGCUCACCAAAUUCCCCGAGUCCAGGAUCAGUCGUCUGUUUAACGGCACUGAGCCCAUCGUGUUGGACAGUCUGAAGCAGCACUACUUCAUCGACAGAGACGGAGACAUCUUCCGCUACAUCCUCAGCUUCCUGCGGACGUGCAAGCUGCUGCUGCCCGAAGACUUCAAGGACUUCCCCCAGCUGUACGAGGAGGCUCGAUACUACCAGCUGAGCCCCAUGUUGCGAGAGCUGGAGCGUUGGCAGGCCGAGCGGGAGGCAGAGCGUGUGUCGCCCUGCGAGUGUCUGGUGGUCCGAGUGACGCCAGACCUGGGCGAAAGAAUCGCUCUGAGCGGAGAGAAAGUCCUCAUCGAGGAGAUCUUCCCCGAGACCGGAGACGUCAUGUGCAACUCUGUGAACGCCGGCUGGAACCAAGACCCCACCCACGUCAUCCGCUUCCCCCUCAACGGGUACUGCAGGCUCAACUCUGUGCAGGUCCUCGAGCGUCUCUUCCAGAAAGGUUUCAGCUUCAAGGCGUCCUGUGGCGGCGGCGUCGACUCGUCUCAGUUCAGCGAGUACGUCCUGUGUCGGGAACUCCAGCACAGUCAGGCCAUCACCAGCACCCCAAUCCGGAUCAAACAGGAACCUCUGGAUUGACCCUGUAAACACCAGUGAGUCACAACAUCUGGAUCCUGCAAACAUCUGCAGCAGCUGGAAGGAACCUGAAAGGAAGCCUUUCAGAAUGCCGCCAAGCGUCAGUUUGGAUCAAUUAUUUCUCCCUUGGAACCUCACGAUGACGACGGCGACCCAAACGGACAGAACACUGCGUGUAAAUAUUUGUGAUAAGAAUCUGGUUUGACACGAGAAGCCUGACAGCUGAACCACGAGGCGAGUCUCUCAGGUAUCAUGACGCUGUCGCUCUGAGCGCGCUCACAUUAAAGACGGCGUUUAAUGACAUCACUUGAAUUCACUGUUCGCAAAUGUUUUUCACUCUAUAGUCCAGGACAGAUAACUCCUUUAGAGUGAGGAUAUAUUGAGUGUGUGAUUUUGGACAGAACCCAGGUGAUAGCUUAGAGUCCGUUGCCAUGGUGACAGAGCGUGAUUACCCUCUGAGCUGUACUCGUGGUUCACACCCCUCAGCUGGAUCUGUGUAACCUGAUGAAUGAAAAGUUCUUUUUUUAUAACAGGGUGAAUUAUUUAAUUCUUUUGAUAUGACUGCCAUUUUAAAAAUGUAUAUUUAAGGUCUUCGUCCGCUUGCUUUGAGUUUAUUUGACUUUUGUACAGCUUGAUGAUAAAAACAGAAACCAAA